Molecule: messenger RNA, 2899 nt
Organism: Argiope bruennichi
Lineage: Eukaryota; Metazoa; Arthropoda; Arachnida; Araneae; Araneidae
Product: putative sodium-dependent multivitamin transporter
Exons: 13
Coding region: 308-2176 (622 amino acids)
Biological process (GO): sodium ion transport; transmembrane transport
Cellular component (GO): membrane
Molecular function (GO): symporter activity
Source: RefSeq, a predicted model, not a curated record
UUGACGAUACAUCUCGCCAUUCGACUUGAACCCGAAGUGGACGCUCACUACUUAUCUCCGCAUUCGACGACAUGCGAACGCUCAUGAGAAGUGAUCUCUCCUCUGGUUGCCGGUGACGGAAGUAGGCCACAGCCUUCUCGUGGGCCACACGGACGAAUAUUUAUCACCAUUUCAUCAGGCUUUCCUUCUUUUUUCCAUGCUGCCUCUUCUCUAACGCACAUUCACUUUUCUCUUGUGUUGGAAUACCGGCAUUAACUCGACGUCCUCUGUACUCACCUCUUUUAUACAGGUUGACUGAAAUUCAAACAUGACGACCCGUGAGGUUUUCGAAAUUUGGGACUACUUGGUGGUUGGUGCCAUGUUGUUGGUAUCCGGAAUCAUCGGGGUGUACUUUAGAUUUUCUGGCGGUAAACAGAGGACCACCAGCGAGUACCUUAUGGCCGGGAGAAACAUGGACAUGCUACCAGUUGUCCUGUCUCUCAUGGCAACGAUACAAACAGCAGUUGGUACGCUGGGAUUUCCUGGAGAAGUCUACCUCUACGGAGCUCAGCUCUAUCUCUAUCCAUUAGGAUUCACCGUAGCUCUCAUUCUAUGUACUUUUGUUCAUACACCGGUUUAUUUUGGUAUUCAAGUCACAAGUGCCUAUGAGUAUCUUGAAAGAAGGUUUGGAAAGACGACCAGAAUGAUCAUUUCAAUUUUAUUUGUUAUACAAAUGAUUUUAUUUAUGUCUGUAGGUUUGUAUUCACCUUCCAUUGCUCUAAGUGCUGUGAGUGGAUUAUCACACAUUGUGUCCAUCUUAGCUGUUGGUUUAGUGUGUGCCUUUUACUGCACUUUAGGAGGAAUGAAAGCUGUGUUGUGGACUGACGUCUUCCAGUCCAUUCUCAUGUUUCUUGCCCUUCUCUCCGUCAUUGUGAAGGGUUCCAUUGACGUAGGAGGGUUUCCAGAGGUGCUUAGCAUUGCGGAGAAAGGAGGGAGGUUAAACUUUUUUAAUACUGCUUUUGAUCCAACUAUACGUUUUACUGUAUGGAGUGCUUUAAUUGGAGGCUUCAUGUACGGCAUGACCACUUGUGGAGCCAAUCAAACACAAGUUCAGCGACUUCUCACAGUCAGCUCCCUCAAGCGGUCACAAUUAGCUCUACUUAUAAGUAUUCCUUUCAAUUUACUCAUGUACUACACAAUCUAUACGUGUGGAUUAGUGAUAUAUGCAAAUUUUGCUGGUUGUGAUCCUUUGAUGCAACCCGGCAGCGGUAUAACUUCUGCAGAUCAGCUCAUCCCCUACUACAUGAUCCGUUCCUUCCGAAUGUACCCCGGGAUGGCUGGUUUUUGUGUUUCCGGCGUCUUCUGCGCAGCCUUGACGUCCAUUUCGUCCGCCGUGAAUUCGCUUGCAGCUGUCACCUACGAGGAUUUUGUGAAGCCUUUCUGCAAAUGCAAUUCGUGGGUAACAGAAAAAUCAGCCACAAGGAUAUCCAAGUUUUUUGCCUUAUUCUACAGCGCCUUAUGUAUCGCCAUGACAUAUAUUGUGGGUAACAUCAAGGCAAUAAUUCCUGCUGCAUUUGUGGUAUUUACUGCAAUUGGUGGACCAACAUUAUCCAUCAUUUCUUUAGGCAUGCUCACAACAACUUCUAAUCAAAAGGGUAUCAUUGUCGGACUUCUCAGCGGUAUUGCUUUAAACGCAUGGAUUGGAACGGGAGCCUUGAUUUCGGAUGCACCUCAGAUAAAACUACCUCAGAGCACCGAAUUUUGCCCAGCCAAUGCAACGGAAUCACUUUUACUUCCAGCAUUCACGUACCUGAACUCGACAAAUAUCUCUAUGACCACAGUGCCGACAACGGAAUCAACAGAUGGCAUAUCUAUCUUAAAAGAAGAAAUUUUCCCCCUCUUUAAACUCAGCUUCUUGUUGCAUCCAGUGCCCGGGACGAUACUGACUUUUGUCCUCGGCUACAUCGUCAGUUUUAUAACAGGUGGUGAUAAAAAUGUAGACGAGAAUUUGAUUUGUCCUUUCAUGAGAAAAUGUCUGAGUGCAAAUACUUUGAAGAUGGAAGACAAAGUGAUUCCUGGAGCUGUUUCUCCUGAUGAUGGCCAUUUUCUAGAUAAUGGAUUCGUUAAUACACUUGAUAAUAGACAUCUCAGGAAUGGAAAACUAAAAGAUUAUAUAUUAGAAGAAAGCAAACUUUAAUCUAGAAAGAAACUAGUGCGUGUCUUAUCUUUUUACCUUUUGUAAAGUAUUUUUUCAUACUUUUUUUCGAUUUUCGUAUUUAUUUAUAUAUUCCUGGCAUCGCAUUCAAGAAUCGCUAAAAAAAGCACCUGAGCAUUUAAAAAAAUUGUAAAAAUGUAUUAGAUAUGUUUUUUAAAUCGAUGAAAAUGCUUUUAUUUUUAUUAUAAUCAUCUCUUAUAUAUAUUCAUUAUUUUAGAUUUGCUUAAAAGAAUACCCAUAAGCCAUAUUCAUUUAUUCACUUUUAAAUACAUUGUAUAGUAUUAAACAUUUUAAUUUUAAAUAGAAAUACAAUCAAAUUCUUCAGUGUUAUUAGUGAUUUGUUUGAAAAAAAUAAAACGUCUGUUUUCGUAUAUUUUAUAACAAGAAAUUUUUAAACAUGAAACCUUUCAUUUAUUUUCAUUACGUUCAUUUCAGGCUAAUAUUUUCCUGAUGUUAAACAUUAACAUGCUUUUAUUUUACUGAUAACUGCAUGAUAUUAAAUGCACUUUGCUAAAAUGUCUCGUUGGUACUGCUGCUUAAAAAGCUUGAGUUUUGGGUAAGCAGCACAUGCAUUUUUACUUGUACAAAAAGAACAAAUAAGUCAAUGUUUAUAUUAAAUUUAAUUAAAUUCAUUUCAUUUGUAUAUUUUCAUUUGUUUUUGUCUUUUUGAAUGUAUACUUUGUAAUAAAUCUUUUAUCUCUUCCA